AUUCAUUCUUCUUGUGGCAGAGCAUCAAUAUGGCAAUUGUUGCAGAAAAUGUGGCAUUAGAGGGGAGAUUCAGAGCAAAGGUGAUCUGUUUUAUUCUUGGAGUCGGAUCUUUAAUCCCAUUGAACAAUAUGUGGACAAUGGGGGACUACUACUACCAAGUAUUUCCGACAUAUCAUCCUAUGAGAACAUUCACAAUAGUUUAUCAGCCAUUUGCGCUUAUAACGACACUGAUAUUGGCUCACUAUGAGUCAAGGAUCAAUACUAGGCUGCGGAACUUGUAUGGAUAUUCACUUUUCUUUGCUUUGUCUUUGCUCGUUCUUGUUUUGGAUCUAGCAACAUCUGGGAAAGGAGGAAUUGGAACUUUUGUCAGUUUAUGCUUACUUUUUGCGUGUUUUGGAAUUACGCACGCUAUUGUUCAAGGUGGCGUCUGUGGAGAGCUAUCUUUUAUGUGUCCUCGGUUCAUUCAGGCCUUUAUUAGUGGAAUAAAUGCCUCUGGAGUUGUAGCUUGUGGUCUAAGACUUUUCACCAAAUACUAUUUUGAGAAGUUACACAACGGCCUUCGCAAAGGGGCUUUGCUAAGUCUAGCCAUAUCCACAAUCUUUGAGCUUUUGAGCAUCAUUAUGUAUGAAAUUUAUUUUCCAACGCUGUCCAUAGUAAAAUACUACCGUUCAAAGGCAGCCUUAGAAGGAGCAAACACAGUUUUAGAUGAUCUUACUGCAGCCGGCAUACAAAAUGUUAAGACAAACCAUGAAGUUGGAGUUGGUGCUACUCAACAAGAAUGGUUAAGCCACAAGAAACUAUUUUGUCAGAACAUUGAAUAUUUUUUUGGUUUAUUCAUGAUAUAUGUAUUAACCCUGUCCAUUAUGCCCGGAUUCUUGUAUGAAGAUACUGGAGUGCACAACCUAGGAACCUGGUAUCCACUUGUUUUGAUGACCAUGUAUAACAUUAUGGAUCUGGUAUCAUCCUACAUUCCACUCAUUGAAGUCUUGAAGCUGGAAUCUAGAAAGGGUUUACUAGUUGUUAUUUUUUCUAGAUUCUUAUUGAUCCCGGCAUUUUUCUUCACGGCAAAAUAUGGUGCCCAAGGUUGGAUGAUCCUAGUAGUAUCCUAUUUAGGACUAACCAAUGGUUAUCUUACUGUUUGUGUAUACACAGUGGUACCUCGAGGAUAUACGGGUCCUGAACAGAAUGCCCUGGGUAAUUUGCUUGCAUUGUGCCUUCUAAGUGGUAUAUUUGUAGGAGUUGCAAUUGGUUGGCUGUGGCAAAUUGGAAAGUCAUAUCAAGGUUGAAGGUGAAGUUUCUACCUGUGAUUUUUUUUUGUACUAAUUGUUGAAACUCACUUCAAAAAAGAGAUAAUUCGUAGUGACAAUGGGACUGAGUUCUUUUCGGCCAAGGGGAUAACUUAUCAGAGAAGGCAUGUAGCUACGCCUCAGCAGAAUGGUAGAAUUGAAAGUCAUGCCUAAAUUUUCAAGCUUAGUUACCUAAGCUCUACUGGUCCUAUUCAGGACAGUAUGCAAUGUACUUAAUUAAUAAUAAGAUUCCUACUACCAAAUGAGAUUUUGUACAACAAGGCUCAUGAUCUUAAUUUUAUGAGAACAUUUAGCUGCUUGAGUU
This is a messenger RNA of Trifolium pratense (red clover), 1611 nucleotides long. RefSeq names its product equilibrative nucleotide transporter 3-like. The record is from RefSeq and is a predicted model, not a curated record. Gene Ontology annotation, cellular component: plasma membrane. The transcript is spliced from 9 exons. Bases 30 to 1286 code for a protein of 418 amino acids. Lineage: Eukaryota; Viridiplantae; Streptophyta; Magnoliopsida; Fabales; Fabaceae. Gene Ontology annotation, biological process: nucleoside transmembrane transport. Gene Ontology annotation, molecular function: nucleoside transmembrane transporter activity.